Brenthis ino (lesser marbled fritillary) is the source of this 678-nucleotide messenger RNA. The record is from the annotation of a GenBank genome assembly. Lineage: Eukaryota; Metazoa; Arthropoda; Insecta; Lepidoptera; Nymphalidae.
AUGUAUUUUCUUCUAUAUCUCACAGUCGUAACGAUUAUUACUCCAGCACUAACCCAAAUCGCCAUCCAGUCAGGUGUAAGACCAGACGUAAGAUUUGGACAAAAUAAUGACAGAUUCGAUGUUUCCAACAUAAUUAAGUAUCAACAAAAACACUUAGAGCACAAUGUGUUAGACGCACAAUCUGAUGAGUUCCGACGAAGAGGUUCUAAAAAACGAAAGCACAAGUUGGAUAAUAAUAACAUAUUUAUAAAAAAUCGUAUUCGAGAUUCCGAAAAAAAAACUUCCGAUGAAAACAAAAAUGAGAAACCAGAAAACUCAUGGCUAGAUCUCCUCUAUACAAGAAAAGGUAGUAAAAAUAUAAAAAAGAAAAUAAUAAAGAAAAUUGAGGAUCGUGUUAAUCAACUAGCCAAUACUAUUAUUACUAAAAUACGUUCAAUGAGACGAUUUGAUGAAUUUGCGCAUCAUGAUAAUAUGGAUAGCGUUGGAGAAGCAGAUUUUGAUGAAAAUCUUCAUAAAUUUAUAGAAGAAAAUAAGCAGUCGAGAAGGCUAAAGAAUUUCGUUGACAAAUUACAUGGUGGUAAACAAACAAGGCGUAACAUGGUUGAUCCAGAGCGAGAAAUACUGUUGCAUUACGGAUUCCCACUUCAUAUGAAAAUUGAAGGUUUCUUACAAAAACCG